AUGGCUUAUCACAAAGUGAAUGCAGACCAGAGAGCACAGGGGCACUCUCCGUACCUUGACAACGAUGAGCUCCAAGCCACAGCGCUGGAACUGGAAUGGGACAUGGAAAAAGAGCUGGAGGAGCCUGGCUUUGACCAUUUCCGACUGGAUGGUGCGGUCCAGCAUCACCUCGGAAACUCGCAGAGCCCUGACCUUGAUUUGGAGCCCAUCCAGCCAUCAUCUUCUCCAAAGGGAAGAUUCCAGCGGCUUCAGGAAGACCCUGACUACAUCUCACACUAUACAAGACAGGCACCAAAGAGCAACCGCUGCAAUUUUUUUCAGAUACUGAAAGUAUUUUGCACUGCUUUGAUUUUAUUUAUUUUUGGAAUCGUGAUAGGAUAUUAUGCACGCAAGAAAUGCCUUUCUCCCCCAAUGUCUCAAGAACCAAAUAACCUUCAUAUCUACCAUGAAAUUCUCAAGGAAAUCAAAGCUGAAAAUAUUCACCAGAUCUACAGAGAUUUGUUACAGUUCCCUAGAGAAGAUGAUGUAGAUAUUGCAAUGAAAAUUCUGGUUCAGUGGAGUUCCCAAGGCCUUGAAGAUGUCCGGCUGGUAAAUUACUCUGUUUUGCUUGACCUACCAGGCUCUUCUUCAAACACAGUAACUCUGAAAAACAGCGGUGAAUGCUUUUAUCCUAAUGGACAACAGUGCAACAGAGAAACCAAAAUGCUUCAUAGCCAAGACCUCCUGUACUCGUAUGCAGCUUACUCUGCCAAAGGAACUCUUGAGGCAGAACUUGUUGAUAUACAGUACGGGACCGUGGAAGACUUGAUCCGGAUUCAAGCCAUUACAAAUGUGACCAAAAAAAUUGCACUUUUGAAGCUGGGACAAUCCCCUUUGCUUUAUAAGCUUUCUCUGUUAGAAGAUGCAGGGUUUGGCGGUGUUCUUCUUUACAUUGAUCCUUGUGACUUACCAAAGGCUACAGAUCUUGCUGAUAAAGCUUUUAUGGUUUCCUUGAACAGUGGAGGAGAUCCCUCAACACCUGGUUAUGCCAGUAUUG
Molecule: messenger RNA, 1036 nt
Organism: Balearica regulorum gibbericeps (East African grey crowned-crane)
Lineage: Eukaryota; Metazoa; Chordata; Aves; Gruiformes; Gruidae
Source: RefSeq, a predicted model, not a curated record